AUGCCGAAGUUGCAGAUCAUAGAGUUCAUGGCAAAGAUGCUGAGAAAGGUGUUGAAAAAAUCGGCAGUGCUUAUUUUUCUGGUGGCAGAAAGUGAGGCAGCGAUGGUGGAGAGGCUGAUAGAUCAAAAGACGGAUACAGUGGACUUGCUACUUGUGAGGAUAGCGACAGCAAAGAAGGAGGUGAAAUACGUGAAGAAUUUUGAUUAUUGUGUGGUGAAUGCGCACGAGAAGCUUGAGAAUGUGGUGAAGCUUAUAGAGUCUAUUAUUAAUGCUAAGAAAGCUAGGGUUAUACAGAGGAGUGCUAUCAUAUAG
Molecule: messenger RNA, 312 nt
Organism: Arachis stenosperma
Lineage: Eukaryota; Viridiplantae; Streptophyta; Magnoliopsida; Fabales; Fabaceae
Product: guanylate kinase 3, chloroplastic-like
Exons: 2
Coding region: 1-312 (103 amino acids)
Cellular component (GO): cytosol
Molecular function (GO): GMP kinase activity
Source: RefSeq, a predicted model, not a curated record